Messenger RNA from Cuculus canorus (common cuckoo), 1133 nucleotides. RefSeq names its product gastrula zinc finger protein XlCGF8.2DB-like. NCBI's taxonomy places the organism in Eukaryota, Metazoa, Chordata, Aves, Cuculiformes, Cuculidae. The transcript has 4 exons. Gene Ontology annotation, biological process: negative regulation of transcription by RNA polymerase II. Gene Ontology annotation, molecular function: DNA-binding transcription repressor activity, RNA polymerase II-specific. The coding region runs from base 6 to 1133 and encodes 375 amino acids. The record is from RefSeq and is a predicted model, not a curated record.
AUCGGAUGUGCCCAGCCCGGUGCUGGGAUCCCGAGUCCCUUCCCAGCCCCGAUGCUCCGUCCCGGCCCCUCAGGAAAGAGGCGGAACCCGUGAUGGCGGGGCCGUUCGAGGAGGUGGCCAUCUACUUCUCCCGCAAGGAGUGGGCAGAGCUGUCAGGCUGGCAGCGGCGGCUGUACCGGGAGGUGAUGCUGGACACCUAUGAGAUGGUCACCUCACUAGGUUGGGCUGCCGUCAAGCCAGAUAUCAUCUGCAAGCUGGAGCGAGGAGAGACACCGUGUGUGCCAGACCCCCCUGUGGCACUGCAGAGGCACUGGAGUCCUGUGCCAGGCGGGUCUCGGGCAUCCGUGAGGUCCAGCAGCAGGCACUGGGUGGGCGAGCGCUCCUUUGCCUGUGCCAGCUGUGACAAGAGGUUUAGCUUGAAGCAAAACCUGAUGAGGCACCAACGCGUCCACACUGAUGAGCGCCCUUUUGCCUGCACUGACUGCGGCAAGAGGUUCAGGUCAAAGCAACACCUGAUUAGCCACCAGCGCGUCCACACUGGUGAGCGCCCCUUUGCCUGCACUGACUGCGGUAAGAGAUUCAGUCAGAAGCAGCACCUGAUCACCCAUCAGCGCAUCCACACUGGUGAAUGCCCCUUUGCCUGUGCUGACUGCAGCAAAAGGUUCAUCUGGAAGAAAGACCUGAUAACCCACCAGCGCACCCACACUGGUGAGCGCCCUUUUGCAUGCACUGCCUGUAGCAAGAGCUUCAGUCAGAAGCAACACCUUAUCACCCACCAGCGCAUCCACACAGGCGACCGUCCCUUUGCCUGCUCCAACUGUGGCAAGAGCUUCACCAGGAGGCAACACCUGAUCAGCCACCAGCGCAUCCACACAGCCGAGUGCUCCUUUGCCUGCACUGAGUGCAACAAGACCUUCAGCUGCAAGGUUGAACUGAUCAUUCAUCAGCGCAGCCACACAGACAAGCGCCCCUUUGCCUGCACUGAAUGCAACAGGAGCUUCAGCCAGAAGGGUAACCUGAACAGACGCCAGCGCGUCCACACUGGCAAGCGCCCAUUCAAUCUGCACCGACUGUGGCAAGAGCUUCUGCAGGAAGGGCUAUCUGAUCAAGCACCAGCACAUCCACACCAGUGA